This is a messenger RNA of Capronia coronata CBS 617.96, 174 nucleotides long. RefSeq lists its product as uncharacterized. The record is from RefSeq and is a predicted model, not a curated record. Gene Ontology annotation, cellular component: mitochondrial inner membrane. Bases 1 to 174 code for a protein of 57 amino acids. The transcript is spliced from 2 exons. NCBI's taxonomy places the organism in Eukaryota, Fungi, Ascomycota, Eurotiomycetes, Chaetothyriales, Herpotrichiellaceae.
AUGGCGAAACCCGUGUGGAAAGGGAACCACCCCGUCCAGCAAAUCAACCAGCCCCGACCGCUCUACCGAUUCGCCGCAACCGGCCUGGGCGCAGCCAUGUGGUUCUUCUUGAUGUACAGAGCGAAGAAAGACGGCCCGGCACUGAUCGGCUUGAAGCAUCCUUGGGACCAUUGA